Messenger RNA from Paramecium tetraurelia, 4206 nucleotides. RefSeq lists its product as uncharacterized. Lineage: Eukaryota; Ciliophora; Oligohymenophorea; Peniculida; Parameciidae. The record is from RefSeq and is a predicted model, not a curated record. The transcript is spliced from 8 exons.
AUGGGGAAUGCAAUUUCAAAUGGGAAAUUGAUAUCUCCAAUAUCCAUUGAUGCUUAGAUAAAGGAGUCCUAAUUAACAAUGAGAUUCAUGUUGGAUCAAAAGAAAUUAAUGGCUUAAAAAAAUACAAUACCAAAGGAUUUUGAUCAAUAGCUUACCGCACUGAUUAAAGAGUUGAAAGUGGAGCCAAAGCUUCUCUAACAGUUCUAAAGCACUCCUUAAAACUUUAAAUGCUUAAUUCUGAAUGAAUAUAAAAAUAUCACAGGGAAGAAUUUAUUAUAAAAUGUACCAAAUGAUGAAGUGACCUACUUCACUUAAAAGUUAUCUAAUCCAACACUUUAGGAUCUAGAAUAAUUGAGAAGGUAUCUCAAAAACCUAUAGAUUCAAGACUAAUAAGAUUAAUUGGAACAAUUUCACACCAUAAUCAAUUUACUUAUAGAAAACUUAUUUAAAUUUCACCAGCAAGCUCAAUAAGUAAUUGAGAAAAAGAAGCCUCCUUGUUAUCUAUAUUAGGUCUAAAUCCUUAACAUUCUUGAAAUUUUAGUGAAAAUAGAAAAAAUCUAAUAAUAAAUGCUACAUAUCCCAGAUUCUAUGGAUAUCAUCUUGAAAAAUCUACAUCCAUUUCAUGUUGAAUUAACAACAACAGUAUUAGAAAUUGCAUCUCAUUUAUGUUGGCAUACAGAUGAAGGAUACAAUUGGGUACUUAAAAGUUUGAAUAAAUUGUAUGAAGAGAGCGAAAUCAUCUUCUUUGUGAAUACCUUAAAAAAGAGUAGAAAUGCUGUCAUGAUUGCAACAAUAUGCGUAUUUAUAGUGACUUUAACUGAAUCUCCAACCUAGGAAGAAGAAAGAAAAAGAAUGCGUUAAUAAUUUAUAGCAUCUGGAAUGGCUGAUGUUUAUAGAAUGAUCACUAAUAAAAUAGAAGAAUUUGAAUACAAAGCUGAUGAAUUAAGAUUUGAAGUCGUUUUGUAAUAGAUAAUUGAUAGCAAUAAGUAAAAACACUAAAUACAAACUGAUCCAAAUUACACUGAAGAAAUUAAACUGCCAAUGCUCUAUCAAAGAGAAUCCAGAAAGUGCUAUGAUAUUGGAGAGUUUUCAAAUUCAAUUAAAAUUAUUGAAGGACAAAUUGAGGCAUUUUUGGAGAAUAAUAAAGACGUGCCUAUUUAAUAAUAACAAGAACCAAAAAAAUAGGAAGUAAAAUAGCAUGCAAAACAUUUAAAAUCUACUUUCCUUACACCUCAAUAUCUAAAUUUAAUUUAAGAUGAAAUGGGAAAAGCGAAUUUAACAAAUCUAUAAAGAACAGUUGAAAAUAUUAAACAUGAAUCCAAAAUUAGAGGGAGUCAAAUUGUUACUGAAUUUGCAGAAGGUAUUUCGAAAUACAUUGAUAAACUCAAUAUACCGACUUAAAAAGAUAAUGAAAAUACAGAGAGUUAAUAAUUAGAAGUAAUGAAAUAAUAGGUAGAAGACUUGCAUGAAAAAAUUGCAAGUUUAGAAAAUGAAAUUAAAGAUAUGAAUACUAAAAAAUAGUCAAACGAAGCCUUUGUUGAUGUUUUAUAGAGGAAGAUUGGUGAUUUAGAAAAAAAAUAGAAAUUAGAUUAAACUAACUAAUCCCAACUAAAUGAGUAAUUGGCUUCUAAAAAUAAAGAUUAUAGAGCACUUUAAUAAGAAAAUGAAUCAUAAAAAAAAUCUAUCUAACAACUAGAAAAUGAGGUUUAUCAAUUAAAGGAAAAACUGAAUAUCAUGCAAUUGGCCAAAGCUUAAAAAAUGGAAUUAGAAGCACCCCCUCAAAGGCUUUCUCAUAAAUAAGAUAACUCUGAAGAGUUUAAACAACAACUAGACUCGCUCAAAUAAGAGUUACAUUAAUAAAAUCAAAAAUUCAUCACUUAAGAAAAUGAAAUUAAAAAAUUUUAAUAAUUAUUGAAAGAACAAAGUGAAAAUCUCCAAGCAAAAGAGAUUCUAUUGACAGAAAAGAAUAAGGAGUGUAGAGAGCUAUAAGCAACGAAUGAAAAAUUGAUAAAAAAGAAAUAUGCUAAAAAAUUAUAAUUACAAUAAUUGAGAGAAAAAGUUUAAUCUGUAAAUUAUGUUAAAACCCAAGCUACAAAAAUUUAAAGUGAGCUCAAAACUAUUGAGUAAUAUCAAGACGAGCUUAUAAGAUUAAAUAAUAUUAUAGAAGAAUAAGCCAUCCUUUUAGAAUAAUAAAAAAAAGAUAUAUCAAAACUUGAUGAAGUAAGAGAAAGCUAAAAAGUGUCUGAGUUAAAAAUUAAUCAAAUUGAAGAAGAAAAUAAAAAACAGUCAAUCAAUACUUAAGCUCUGCAAGAUAAGCUGCAAUAAUUAUAAAAAGAAAAGGAAAAUUUAGAAUAAAAAUUACUUACUUAACAAUAAAACAUACAAAAUUCUGUUCAAUCUAGUAAUGCAUUUGUACCACCGCCUCCACCUCCGCCUCCUCCUCCUGGCGGUUCAAAAACUUUACCCCGUCCUCCACCACCACCUCCUCCUCCUCCUCCUCCAGGAGGUAAAAGUGCUCCACCACCACCGCCACCUCCUCCACCUCCAGGGGGUAAAGGAGCUCCUCCUCCUCCUCCGCCACCACCUCCUCCAGGAUCAAAAACAGGCCCACCACCACCUCCUCCUCCUCCUCCACCUGGUGCUAAGACAGGAUCAGCACCACCUCCUCCUCCUCCACCUGGAGGGCCAAGACCACCAGGACCUCCACCUCCUCCUGGAGGAGCUCCUCCACUACCUCCAGGUCCACGACCUCCUGGUGGCCCAGAUCCUUAAUUUGGUGCAUCAGCUGGAAAAUAAAAACAUAAACCUAAUGUCUAAUUAAAAUAAGUUUGCUGGACAGUUAUUAAGCCAGAAUAAAUUAAAAAUACUGUAUGGGAAUAGAUAGAUGAUACUAAAUUAAAAAUGGAUUUUACUAUUAUUGAGAAUCUCUUUGCAGUCAAGCCAACAUAAAGUAAUGCAAACGCUUAAGGUGGAGCCAAUCAACCUUAGAAGCCAGCUAAAAUUUCAAUGCUGGGUCCUGAAAGAGUGAAAAAUUUAGAAAUUGUUUUAGGCAAACUUAAAAUGUCAAAUCAAGUAAUAGUUGAUAGUCUCUACCAACUUGAUGAAACUGUCUUAAAACCAAAUGUAGUAGAAUCCUUGAUUACAGCAAUGCCAAACGAGACAGAGACAGGAUUGUGGCAGGAUCAAGAUCAAUCAAAUUUAGCAAUACCAGAUAUUUUUUGUAUAAAUAUUAGCUCAGUAACUAAUUCAAUAUAAUUUAGAUUAUUAUCAUUGAAAUUUAAAUUUAAUUACAAGGAAUUAACAGAAGAUUUACAAUAGAAAAUGGUUGGCUUUUAAAAAUUGAUUGAGAAAACUAGAAAUGAUAAGAGUACAAAAGUUAUAAUGGAAUAUGCAUUAGCGGCUGGAAAUUAUAUGAAUGGUUAAUCUGCUAGAGGAGGUGCAUAUGGAUUUAAAUUUGAUAUGAUGGAAAAGUUAGCUGAUGUUAAAACCACAGACAACAAAAGCAGCUUAUUGAUGUUUAUUAUACAGAAAGCCGAGGAAGAUUUAAAAUAAGAAUUAGUGAUUGUUGAUGAAAACAUAGACGAAAUAGAAUUAGCUGCUAAAACUCCUUUGUCUUAGUUGGGUGCAGAUUUGAAUGAGUUAAAAAAGAAUUCUAGGACAGUUGAUAAGGCUAUCAAAUCAAAGGUAUCUCCUCCGAUACAAGAUUUAGUAGAAGAAAAACUAUAGGAUUUUUAUUAAUAAGUUAUGACUUAAUUAGCUGAAUAUGAGACCUUAUUAAAGCAACUUGAAUCAUAAUAUGAUGAUCUUUCUAAUUUUUAUGCUGAAGCCAAAGUUCCUUUUGAUAAAUUUUUUGAAAAAUUUUACAAGUACAAAACAGUAUUAAGAUAAGCAAAGUAAAAUAUUAAUAAAAUCAAAUUGGCAGAGUAAAAAGAAUUAGAAAAAAAGAAAAAGCUAGAACAAUAGCAGCAAAGUUAAUAAUCAUAACAAUAAUAAUAAUAAUAAUAACAAUAAUAGUAAGAAUAGGCAUAAAUUAAAAAAAAAUAGGAGGACAAUUCACUAUCAGGGUUAAAGAAGCUUGAUAAAGCGUAAAUUUUAAAUGAAGUUGCGAAACGAAGAGAAUCAAAGAAAACUAGUAUUCAGUAACUAGCAAGUAUUUUGGUAAAGCAAUAACUGUAGACAACUUAAGCUCAAACUCAGGAACAAUGA